Molecule: messenger RNA, 3932 nt
Organism: Nilaparvata lugens (brown planthopper)
Lineage: Eukaryota; Metazoa; Arthropoda; Insecta; Hemiptera; Delphacidae
Product: actin cytoskeleton-regulatory complex protein PAN1
Exons: 7
Coding region: 271-1035 (254 amino acids)
Source: RefSeq, a predicted model, not a curated record
GUUGAAUGAUAGACAAGGAUAGCAAUACCCAUUGCUUAUUAAACACUGCCAUUAGUGGACCUCACUAUAGGUCUAUUUUUGAUACGCCUCUUGCGUCAAUGUUUGCAACAAACAAGUCGGCUCUUGAAGACAAAGACAAAGUCAGUGCUGCUACAGUUUUGAAGCCGUGACAUCUGUGAUCCUGAGCAGCAGUUGAGACGUCUAUCUCCAGUCUGUCGUUCUGCAGCCUCCGGCCAUUUUCACUGCACAUCACCGUUAACUAGUUGAAGAAUGGAUAAUUUCCACUUAAUUGUUGUUUACUUCAUCAGUCUCUGCAUUAUUGGUAUUGAAGGAGAGGAUUGGGGGAACUGGUACGAAAAUUAUUAUCCACCCCCACCUCAGUCUCCUGGAGCUGGGAACCCAGCACCGCAACAAGCAUGGCAACCAGCACCGCAACAAGCAUGGCAAUCAGCACCGCAACAAGCAUGGCAACCAGCACCGCAACAAGCAUGGCAAUCAGCACCGCAACAAGCACCACCCAUGCCCACCUAUACAGCCCCUCCAACAUACCAAAAAAGACCAGCAUCACCAUCAGGCCCAUCGUCUGCGCCAAAACGACUAUAUACAGGAGCGCCGUCAUCCUGUACUUCCUCAUCUGUCAAUACAAUCGUUGAAUUAUUCAAUAUAAUGGACAAUGACAGAGAUGGUUUUAUCUGCGCCCAAAAUUAUGGGACCAUACGCAACAGUGAACUAUAUAAAAAUCCAGCAGUACAAAAAAAAUUGGAUGGAUUCUUCUUGGACAAGAAAGAUAGAAAAGUUAAAAAAAAGACAAAAGUUGGAUCUCAAAAAUUUGGAUCGCUCCAAGUCGAUCUUAUUAAAAUGAAUGGAGGAAAUCCGUACUCACAACAAGACCUUUAUAAUAAUUUUGGAAUCUGGAGCAAAGGGGCAAAAAUAAUAAUAAACGCAUGCCGAGAAACACCAAAUCAAAUAAGCAUUACAGCUGGAGAUUUGGCAGAAUUUUUUCGAGGAGAACGAGGAAAAAUACACUUCUUUUAAUGAACGCUCUUCCCCGUCUGCUGUUUAGAGCUUUUUAGUGUUAAUGUUUUGUCAUCUCACUUUCCUACUGGGUUCAAUUUCUUGUACAUGUCUUCUCACGGGAGUAACAGCUGAAUCUAUUAUACAUAGGUAAUGAAAUAACCCAUGAAAUCACAUCUCCUUCCCAGAGGGAAGCCAGCAAUAGCAAAUCUCUACAGGAAAAAUUGAAAGUACAGCAAUGACUAAUAAUGUAUUUUUUGCACUGUAAUAGCAUUGUUAUUUUUGAAUAUGCAUCCCAUUACCCAGAUUCCAGUACAUCUUUUUAUCGCAUUUACUCUUCAGUAUAAUUUGCAAUAUAAAUAAAUUUUUUAUGAAAAAUAAAAAAUUUUUUUUUCUUUUUUUUUUAUUUGAACAAAAAACGAUAAGUGAGUUACAAAGAUACACAAUAUUAUAAUUAGUUUUUUUGUAAGGUUAUCUAGUGCAACAGAACAGCUUAGAAAUUAUCAAUCAAAUAAAUAAAUAAAUAAAUCAGAUAAAACCCUCAUUAUAAGCAAACAAGCUCUCGGUGACUAAGAACUCGGUGACUGGUGGAUUCCAUCCACAGUCUUUUUUUUUAAUUUUAAACUUCAAUUAAGAUUAUUAAUGAAAUUUUUACAAAAAUAAAUAUUUAAAAUUAAUUAAUAGAUGAAGGUCAAUACCGGUAUUUAAAAUACCGUAUUGAAAAAAUCAAAUUAGUUGAAUUAGUAACUUAUCAAUUAUCAAUAAAUACUUGUAUUAUAUUAAAAAAAUAUAUUCUCAAUUAUUUCAAACCAGCAGGUAGGAGAGACGUUGGAAGACCAAGGAAAAGGUGGUCUCGAAACUAAGCACGAUUCUAAAGAUAAAUUAUUAUAAUUAUAAUUUUGAUAAAUUACGAUUUUCAAGACCAGAACAGGCAAUUAUGCCUAAAAGUCAGUAGAAGAAAAAUAUAUCCAAUUAUAUAUUAUUGAUAUUAAUAAUUGUUUUGAAGAAUUAAUUGGUUGAUAUAAGUUAUUUCUCACUCUUCACUUUCAACUGAUCACUGAGGGAAAAAAUUAAUGUGCUUUCGGUGUCACUUUGCGCUCUAGUUACCCGAAUAAUUAUUAUGAUGAGUUAUAAUAUUAUUAUACUUAUCCUAUUUUCCUGUAGUAGAGAAUUUGAAAAAAAUGUGAUUUCAUUGGUUAUAAUAAUAUAUAUAAUGUUUCGUUUUUAUCUCAGAAAAUUGAGGGGAAUUCGUUUAAAAUGACAUACUAUUUUGAUUUUACAUAAAAUUCUUUAUAAAUACAAUUCCAACACAGUUUCAUUUGUAAAUUGUUCUAUAUUAUAAUGAAAGAAAGAAUUGGCUUAUACACGUACGGGAUAGGAAAUUCAUGAGUAACGCAUCAGCACGUCUAAACUACUGGACUGAUUCACUUGAAAUUUUGCAUUUAGAUUUUCAAUUUACCAAGCGUGGGCGUACAAAGAAAAUGCACCAAGUCCACUUUUUCCAAACUUUGACUUUUUAUUACGGUAGUUUUUAAUUAAUUCUAUAAACUACUAGCCAUCAGGCUCGCUUCGCUCGCCUGCAUUUUUCAUUUGAGCAUUUUUAUCAUAUGUUAGGACGAUCCAGUCGGGGGGUCCAGACUAAAUGGAUAUGGCGAGCGAAGCGAGCCUAAUGGCUAGUAAUAUAAUAUUCCCAGGUAUAGCUCUGAUUGAAGUAGCAGUGCCCAAUCAAUUUUUCCGCGAUAAAUGCAUUUCAAUCUUCAACUUGGUGCCAACCUAACAAAGUCAACUCAACUUAAUGCCAACCUGACAAAAUUAUUAAUUUAGUUACCAGUUAACAACUGUUUCGAAGAGGUACUCUCUCUAGAUUAUAGUUCUAUAUUAACAUAUGGACAUUUUUCAAUUAUAAUUAAGAGAAUAAGAAGAAGAAUAUACAUGCUAAAAGACGAACUUUAAACCCUUAAAAACCACCCUUAGAGUUAAAAUAUUGCCAAAAGAUUUCUUAGUGCGCCUCUAAAGGGCCAACUGAACAUACCUACCAAAUUUGAACGUUUUUGGUCCGGUAUAUUUUUAGCUCUGCGAGUGAGUGAGUGAGUCAGUCAGUCAGUGAGUGAGUGCCAUUUCGCUUUUAUAUAUAUAGAUGAAUGUUAAAUACGGUAAUUAAUUAUCAAACAAAAAUAAAGAAUAUUUAAUUUCUUGCAUUAUGAAAUUAUUUUUUGAAAAAUCACUAAAAGGAAAUUAUGAUUGAUGUAAGAAAUUAAAAAUUGAUUUCAUGAAAAUGUCACUUUUAUGGACUUGAUGGAUUUUCCUUGUAUGCCCACGCAAGGAUGGUUAUAGGCCUAUUUUGAAUUCUCAAGAUUUCAGAAAGUCAAGUUUUCAGUUUGCCACGUUUUCAAUUAGACCCUUGCGCAGCACUACAUAAUAUAGUUAUUAAACAAUUAUCAGUGUUUUUACUAUCUUCAAUAAUAUUGUAUCUCUCACUCUCUCUUUUAAAUUUUUGAAAAUGUCUGCAACUAUAUCAUUUUAGAUGGAUAUGGGAGUUAAAUGAAAUACCUCUUUUAUACUCUGGUAAGCUCAUAAAUUGUGUGUAAGUAUAAUUUUUGAAAAAUUCACAUAUAUUUUUAUUGAUACAUGAACUGUAAGGUAAUAUUAAAUAAUAAUGGUUAAGUCAAAGUAUUUGUUAAUAAUUGUGUUAUUUGGGCAGUUCAUAAACGAAUAUUUUCGCUUUUUCCAUAUUCCAAUAAAUAUUUAGUGUUUGAAUAUUGUUGUUGUUAUAGUUUUCUAAUGUUCAUUGGAAUUAUCUGAGUCUUAUAAGAAUUUAUUGUUUGUUAUAUUUUAAUAGAUUCACCUUUGAAAUAGUUGUUAGUUAGAGAGGUGAAUUUGAUGUUUGUUUGAAAUGAAAUAAAUUGAAAUAAUUAUCA